UAGUACUCUGCACGGUGAGGAACUCCGGCGUGCCCACCUGUUAUCCCAGGACGAGACCGCUCGAUUAUCAUCCACCACGCAGGAGAAAUCGUAAUCGACGAGCCCUUGAGCGAGCACCGCGACCGAUUAUCCCGCACCUGGAGCACCGGAAGUUGCGUUGUUACGAUCGGCUCUCGGCGAGGGAAGUUCGACCCCGAUCCGUCGUCAGGACUCCGCCGUUCCCCGCCACCUUCUUUGCGUUGUUUUUUUUCCGGCGAGGAAUUUUUUCUGUGAAGAAGACAGUUCGACUUCGCCCGGUGUAUCAACCUCGGCCACCUCCCGAUUCGAAAGAUAACUUUACUCAAGAAAAUGGUUUUCAUCAAGAUUCUGAUGUCCUUCUUUCUAAUUACUAUAACGAGAAGUCAACCACUGUCGUACAACACUUACGACGAAAGAGAAUUGUCCCGGGAACGAGCGCCAUUUUUGCUCCUAAUCAAUCAUCGGAUUCCGGACUUGGAGAACGAGAUGUUCGACUCGAGUAACGAUCCUGGAUCAACGCUGGUCAGGACAAAGAGAAUUGGAUCCUUGUCAAUUGUGAACAAUUUGGACGUGCUGCGGCAGAGAGUGCUUUUAGAGCUGGCUCGGCGCAAGGCGAUGCAAGAUCAACAGCAAGUCAACGCCAACCGUCGUCUGCUGGACGUGAUCGGCAAGAGAUCAUUGCCCCUGUUCACCGAAGGCAUGAACAAGCCCAUUUCGAGAACGAGGAACGGGAUCGAGUUCACGAUUGAUCAGGAAGAAAAAAACCAAGAUCGAAGUACCGCGCCGGAAAAACUUCCGGGAAGACUGGAUGACUGGCUUCAGGUGAACGACGGCACUUUUCGAGAAAGACACGACGAUCAGACACGAAGGGUGCAGUCGAACGAAUUGCGUUUACUGUAAUCAACCCGAAGAAAACUAUGGAUUCACAAUCAACACUCGCUAUUACGGUUUUUUAACUAACAACACGAUUAACAUAUAGUUUGUGUAUUUAUUCGUCACAUUCCUCAUGUUUUACCAUAGACCCAUAUACUUUGUGGCAUGCAAGAAUCAUGAUUUAAAUACAGUUUCAUCCCCUGCUCCAGCUAUCCUGCAAAUUACUCGCGUACCGAGCACGAGGCGACCUGUGCCAAUAGUUCUCAAUAGCUCAGGAUAUUUAAGAAAACUGUAAAAAUAUUCCAGUAUUUCUCUUUCUCAGUUCGCCACUUAGCUAGAUUAAUUUUACGACGCCCGGAAAAGGAAAAUAAUAGAAACGACACACACGAAUCUCUUUAGCCACGUAUGAGAAAGCUCGUGACAAGAGUUUACGAUCCGACGUUCAAGCCUGUACUUCAUUAAUUUUCUAUGUUUUCCUUUUCGAUUACGUGGAAUCCUGUAACAGAACAGUAUUAUGUGUUGUGAUCUUUUCCAAGUCUGUCUAAUGAAUGAAAACAACCCUCACAUAAAAGGCAUCCGACGUACAACUUUUUCAUGUAACUUAUUGUAGAUGUUACUUCAUGUUAAUGUUAAGUUUUGAGAGCAUAACGACGGCGAUACUACAAUGUAUUUUAUUGUAAUUAUUUAACGGUGACAGACAUUCCAAAAAUCAAUUGCCAAGGCAUGAAAUAGUAAUAGGGAAAUGUACCUACUUGCUGUACAAUAACUGUUUUUUAGAUACUUAUAUGUUUACUUGUUUAUUUGUAAGAAGGUUUAAAUGUUGUAUGUAAAAGGAUGAAUUGUACACCUAAUGCAAUGUGAUUGUUACUUUAGCAUUGAUAUUUGAUUUUCACUUUUACUUUCGAAGAGAUUUCUUUCACUCGUAUGAACCAUAUGUGUAUUUAAAAAUAAAUGUUUCAAACAAAUAUAUUUACCUAAGCAUCUUGUGUAUGUAAAAGGUUUCUUGCUUGAAUAUUAUUUUCAAUUUAUGUUAAUGCUAUUACGAAUACAAUCCUUCACAUGUACAGUAUCCUUAAAAAGACUGUAUUUCAGUCAGGUAAUGCACCAAAGAAAUACUGUAUUAUGUGCAAAUCAAUGAUUCCUUUUCUACGUGUUACAAAUGAGUAUGUAUACUAUGUUUAAAAAACGCUUGCCCCUACAAAUUACACGUAUACACAUAUUAUAUCCGCGUAAUUCAUCGAAGCGUAAAUUGUUUUCAAAUUGUACGAAUUUUAGUCUUAAGUAUUUUUAUGCAGUGUUAAAAAUAUGGAAAAAAAAUAAAUAUCAUCAAGUAAAUAUAA
This is a messenger RNA of Megalopta genalis, 2231 nucleotides long. It is a transcript of the gene Dh44, whose product is annotated as corticotropin-releasing diuretic hormone 44. Gene Ontology annotation, molecular function: hormone activity. Gene Ontology annotation, cellular component: extracellular region. Lineage: Eukaryota; Metazoa; Arthropoda; Insecta; Hymenoptera; Halictidae. The record is from RefSeq and is a predicted model, not a curated record.